Pseudogymnoascus verrucosus is the source of this 1812-nucleotide messenger RNA. It is a transcript of the gene GAA1, whose product is annotated as Glycosyl phosphatidyl inositol protein transamidase complex subunit. Gene Ontology annotation, biological process: attachment of GPI anchor to protein. The record is from RefSeq and is a predicted model, not a curated record. NCBI's taxonomy places the organism in Eukaryota, Fungi, Ascomycota, Leotiomycetes, Thelebolales, Thelebolaceae. Gene Ontology annotation, cellular component: GPI-anchor transamidase complex; membrane. The transcript is spliced from 5 exons. The coding region runs from base 1 to 1812 and encodes 603 amino acids.
AUGGCUCUGAUAUCUCCAGGUGCACUGUUGCGCGGCGACGGGCGACUUCUUAAGCUACCACCAUACCUCUCCUUCUUUUGUAUCCUGGUGGGUGUCACCUGGCUGCUUCUCCUGCCAUUGAACGACUACUCGCGCAAUACAUACAUAUCCGAAAAUGCGCUCCUGCCUGGGCAGGUCCAUACCUAUUUCUCGGGCAGCGACCAGAAUAUUUUCCGGGGUUUCAAGCAAGAGGUGGAUGCUCUGACCGAAUCAAGCAACAUAGAGAUCAAUGAUAAGCUGGAAGGUUUCUUUCGAGCUGCAGGAUUGAAAACCGCACGCCAGCGCUUCGAAUAUACGUCAGCUGGGAACCGACACCAUGGAGAGAACCUAUAUGCGAUACUACAUGCCCCUCGAGGAGAUGCUACAGAGGCUAUUGUCCUUGUCGGAGCUUGGAAGAACAUGGAAGGGGAGCUGAAUAGAAGCGGAGUGGCGCUCGUGCUGACUCUCGCCAGAUACUUCAAGAGAUGGUCUUUAUGGUCGAAGGACAUUAUAUUCCUGGUCACCCCAGACAGUCGAGCAGGUCCUCAGGCAUGGGUUGAUGCCUAUCAUGACGCACAUUUGUCCCCGGGCAUUGAUUCUUUGCCGCUGAAGGGCGGUGCUCUACAAGGUGCCCUUGCGGUCGACUACCCUUUCGACCACCGCUUUGAAUCCUUGCAUAUUGUGUACGACGGCGUGAACGGUCAACUCCCCAAUCUUGACCUCUUCAAUACCAUCACGAAUAUUGCAACAGGGCAAAUGGGAAUAGGGAUUUCUCUCCAACAGAUGUGGUCACACACCGACGACUACCAAGAUCGCCUACAAACAAUGUUAAGGGGCAUGCUGCGGCAAGGGCUGGGCCACGCAUCGGGAGCUCACAGCUGCUUUAUACCUUAUCACAUCGAUGCUGUUACAUUGCAGCCGUUUGGUGAUGGUUGGCAGGAUGAGAUGGCCAUGGGUAGAGUGAUUGAAAGCACUUUCCGCAGCUUGAACAAUCUUUUGGAGCACCUACACCAAAGCUUCUUCUUUUACUUGCUUAUGCAGCAUAGAAGAUUUGUCAGUAUUGGCACAUAUUUACCGAGUGCCAUGCUCGUGGCGGUAAAUUUCACCAUUAUGGCGAUCUCACUUUGGGUGCAGAGUGGCCGAAAUAAUAAGAAGUCCCCAGAGAAAGUCGAUGCUGCCAAACCAAAGCUUGGCAAAGGUGUUGGCCCCCAUCAAGAAUCGAAUGUGAAGAAAGAGCGGCAUCUCUUUCUCCCAAUGGUUGUUGUUGGCACCGCCCAGUUUCUUGGGGUUAUUCCCCUGUAUCUAUUCAACCACAGCACAGAAGCAAUGCUCCCGUAUGUUUUCGGGGGCUUCUCAGCCUUCAACGUGGCCUUGCCCGUGGUAUUUUCAGGGGUGAUCACAAAUUAUUUCAAGCCGACACACCAGCAAUACCAGCUUAUGAAGUCAUUCUCUCUGCUACUUUUGGGGAUGUUCCUAUCAGCUUUAGCUACGCUUAACUUCUCUCUAGCCCUUUUAGUCGGCCUGCUUGCUUCGCCAUUGACGUAUGUGCAGCCUCUCGCCAAGAGACCUUUGGUGGCAAUCGCAGUCGAGGUUUUCGUCAAUCUAUUAACCCCCACUGUGGUCCUAUGCAUUGGCAGCUCAUAUUGGCAACUCUCGAUCAAAGAAAUUCUGACAGAGGCUGCGUUUGGCUGGGACGUGUGGGGUAUGACCACCCAAUUUGUUGUGUGGUUCGUGUGGUGGCCGGCUUGGAUAGUCGGAGCAGUUAUAGUUCUCGGAAAGCCGGGAGAUGUAUGA